Molecule: messenger RNA, 884 nt
Organism: Helicoverpa armigera (cotton bollworm)
Lineage: Eukaryota; Metazoa; Arthropoda; Insecta; Lepidoptera; Noctuidae
Product: stromal cell-derived factor 2
Exons: 5
Coding region: 154-822 (222 amino acids)
Source: RefSeq, a predicted model, not a curated record
AUCUUCAGUUCCAUUCUAUCAUUCAGUCAAUCAGAGGAUGUCACUUUGGACUUUGACAUAGUUGACGUUUCAGUUGCGGUUUGCUUGCUCUUGCUCUGCUACACAAUAGAAAAGUGUGGAUGUGAAUAUCGAAAAACAUUAAUAAGCAUAAUAAUGGCUUAUUUCAUAAAUUCUCCUGUAUUUAUUAGUGUUUUAUUGUUCGUUUUGAUUUCAGUCCCAAACUCACAAGGAUCUAAAGCGGAAUUUGUAACAUGCGGCUCUAUUUUGAAGAUGAUAAACACAGACUUGAGGUUACGGCUUCACUCACACGACGUGAAGUAUGGUUCGGGCUCCGGCCAGCAAUCAGUGACUGCGGUGGACGUAGCUGAUGACUACAACAGCCACUGGCUAGUUCGUGCGCCCAUGGGAGAAUCAUGCAAGCGCGGAGCUCCCGUAAAAUGCAACUCCAACAUCCGUCUACAGCAUGUAUCAACUAAGAAGAACCUUCACUCCCACUACUUCUCAUCCCCACUGUCAGGAAACCAGGAGGUGUCAUGCUAUGGAGACGAGGAUGGUGAGGGUGACACUGGAGACCACUGGACUGUCGUGUGCAAUAAUGAUUUCUGGAGGAGGGACACUCCUGUUAAGUUUAGACAUGUUGAUACUGGAUCGUUCCUGGCUGGUUCUGGUCGAACUUUUGGCCGACCAAUCAGUGGGCAGGGUGAGAUUGUGGGUGUCACCUCACAGUACGGAGCGUACACCGACUGGCAAGCCAAAGAGGGUCUGUUCAUCCACCCUGGUGAACUACUUCCCCACCAACAUGCAAUACAUUCCGAGUUAUAAUUGUAAAAUAUUAUUUAUUGUAUAAUAAAUGUUUUUGUAAUUUAUUAGGAUCUAAUAUACAA